CCCAGAGGGCAGAGCGCGACGAUCUCCCACUCCACGCCUACAAAACGGCACGAAGACGAUCGAGCAGCCAAGCGGCAUCAAUUCAUUCGCACAGCCUCUUGCUCAUCUGCUCUCCGAAUCUCCACAGUUGUGUGUUCCCUCCUCCUCUGAUCCUCCAUGGAGAACAUGCUCCACCUGACCCCGGCGCACGCGUCGUCGAUCCCGGACGGCUUCCUCCUGCCGGCCGACCACCUCCGGCCGGCGACCGCCGCUGUUGCUGUCUCUCUUCCCGUCAUCGAUAUGUCCCAAGGCCGCGACGAGGUCCGCCGCGCCAUCCUUGACGCCGGCAAGGAGCACGGAUUCUUCCAGGUGGUCAACCAUGGCGUCCCCGAGCAGGUGCUGCGGGACAUGGAGGCGGUGUGCCACGAGUUCUUCCAGAUGCCCGCGGCGGACAAGGCGGAGUUCUACUCGGAGGACAAGAGCAAGCCCAACAGGCUCUUCUCCGGCACCAACUACGAGACCCUCGGCGAGAGGUACUGGCGGGACUGCCUCCGCCUCGUCUACCCCUUGCCCUCCGGCGACACCAAGGACUGGCCACACAAGCCGCAGAGGCUCCGGGAGGUCGUCGGGAAUUACACCGCGCUGGCAAGAGGCCUGGCCAUGGAGAUACUGCGCCUGCUGUGCGAGGGCAUGGGGCUCCGGCCUGACUACUUCGUCGGCGACAUCAGCGGCGGCCGCGUGGCCCUCGACAUCAACAGCUACCCGCCGUGCCCGGAUCCGAGCAGGACGCUGGGCCUGCCGCCGCACUGCGACCGGGACCUCAUCACCAUCCUCCUCCCCGGCGCGGUCCCCGGCCUCGAGGUCGCCUACAGGGGCGACUGGAUCAGGGUGCAGCCCGUGCCCAACUCCUUCGUCGUCAACUUCGGCCUGCAGCUCGAGGUCGUGACCAACGGGACGCUCAAGAGCGUCGAGCACCGCGCCGCCACCAACUCGGCGGCGCCGCGGUUGUCCGUGGCGACGUUCAUCGUGCCGCUGGACGACUGCGUCGUCGGCCCCGCCGAGGAGUUCGUCGGCGAGGGCAACCCGCCGCGCUACCGCACGCUCAGGGUCGGCGACUUCAAGCGCAUGCACAACGUCGUCAACCUGGGCUCGUCGCUGAACCAGAUUACCAACCUCAAGAACAACCAGCAGAAGGAGAUUUGAAGCAAAUUAAUUAAAAACCAGGGCAACUAGUCCUUGACAAGGAUUUGCCUUAAUUAAGCUUCCUCGAUCGAUCGUCAUGCCAAGCUUAUUUCCAUGUCCCUCAAGUGUCCACGUGUAUCUCUCGGUCACAUCUCUAUCUAGCUGCUGAGCAUGUGAUACGUACGAGAGACGACGACGGCACGACGCAAUAAAAAAAAAAGACAUGCAAGUUGUGUGCUAUUGUUUGUUAUAUAAGAGUCAAGGUGUUAAAAAGUAAAUAAACACGAAUUACCUAUAUGGAUACCUAUA
Molecule: messenger RNA, 1470 nt
Organism: Panicum hallii
Lineage: Eukaryota; Viridiplantae; Streptophyta; Magnoliopsida; Poales; Poaceae
Product: mugineic-acid 3-dioxygenase-like
Exons: 3
Coding region: 157-1182 (341 amino acids)
Source: RefSeq, a predicted model, not a curated record